Mirounga angustirostris (Northern elephant seal) is the source of this 3103-nucleotide messenger RNA. RefSeq names its product YKT6 v-SNARE homolog (gene YKT6). The record is from RefSeq and is a predicted model, not a curated record. Gene Ontology annotation, cellular component: Golgi apparatus. The transcript has 8 exons. Gene Ontology annotation, molecular function: SNAP receptor activity. The coding region runs from base 1048 to 1527 and encodes 159 amino acids. Gene Ontology annotation, biological process: endoplasmic reticulum to Golgi vesicle-mediated transport. NCBI's taxonomy places the organism in Eukaryota, Metazoa, Chordata, Mammalia, Carnivora, Phocidae.
GAAGCCCGUGGCCCUGCAGGCUGGUGCUCAUGGGUCCUGCGUGAGCAGGGACGGGGCGGGACGGAGAGCUGGCAAGGACGAGAAGUUUGCCUUCACAUCCCUGCAGGAGCCUCUAGAAGAAGAGUGUCCUGCCCUUCACCUUAAAGGAGAUUUGAUUUACAAAAUACAGGAAGGCAAUCCUCCCAUAAAUCCCAUAAAUCCCAGCUCCUUUCUGGGGUUCCCAGAGCACUGGUGUGUGGGUGCUGCUCCGGGUAUGUUGUCAGGAGCUGCCCAGGAGGGCUCGGGGCAGUCUGGGAGGGAGGCAGGGAGGGCCUGAGAAGGGAAGGACUCAGAGCACCCCAAGAGGGAGGGGUAGCCUGGGAGGGCAGAGGGCACCCCAGGAGAGAGGGGGGAGGCCCAGGAGGGGCCGGGGCACCCCACGGGGGAGAGGGGAGGCCCCGGAAGGGGCCGGACCCCCCGCAGGCGGGAGAGGGAGAAGCCUGGGAGAACUCGGGGCUCCGCAGGAGGGAGAGGGCGGCCCCAGCCAGGCCGGAGGGGCGGGGCCGGGCGUGCACGCAGGCGCAUGCGCCGCGCUGUCUUCCCCCCGCUCCUCCCCUCCCACCGCCUUCGUGUUUCCGGCCGCUCCUUUCUGCAUCCGGGGCACGAACACUCUCCGUUGGGGCUCGGGCGGCGGCCCCCGACCGGAACCGGAAGUCGAUCCCGAGCCCGGCGGGGUAGCCGGCGUCCGACCCGUCAGCGGCGUGUGGCGGUCCCCAGGGGCGGCGGCCGCGCUGCUCCCUGCGACCCGGUCCGGCGGGCGGGCGGGCGGCCCGAGGGCGCGGCACCAUGAAGCUGUACAGCCUCAGCGUCCUGUACAAAGGCAAGCCCAAGGCGGUGCUGCUCAAAGCCGCGUACGACGUGUCCUCAUUCAGCUUCUUCCAGAGGUCCAGCUCUGAUGGUGCAAGAGGGUGUGUGCUGAAGAUUUGGAAGGAAGCAUGGGACGUGUAGGGCUUACAAGCGUCUUCAGUAUUUCUGGACACCUUAAUUGCAAGGAGCGUUCAGGAAUUCAUGACCUUCACAAGUCAGCUGAUUGUGGAGCGCUCCGCGAAAGGCAGCAGAGCUUCCGUCAAAGAACAAGAAUAUCUGUGCCACGUCUACGUGCGAAACGACAGUCUCGCGGGAGUGGUCAUUGCUGACAGCGAGUACCCAUCCCGGGUAGCCUUUACCUUGUUGGAGAAGGUACUGGACGAAUUCUCCAAGCACGUGGACAGGAUAGAGUGGCCAGUCGGAUCCCCUGCUACCAUCAACUACACGGCCCUAGAUGGCCACCUGAGUCGGUACCAGAACCCCCGAGAAGCUGACCCCAUGACUAAAGUGCAGGCUGAGCUGGAUGAGACCAAAAUCAUUCUGCACAACACCAUGGAGUCCCUGCUGGAGCGAGGGGAGAGGCUAGACGACCUGGUGUCCAAGUCCGAAGUGCUGGGAACACAGUCCAAAGCCUUCUAUAAGACAGCCCGGAAACAGAAUUCGUGCUGCACUAUCAUGUGAUGGCAGCCCGCGGAGGCCCCCGUGUCGAGAUGGCCCGGACACCGGCAUCAGACCCGCAGCCCCUGGAGAAGCAGAGCCGCCAUGGAGAGACCCACGUGGGGACAUAUUUUCACUUGGGAGCUCCUGGCAGGAACUGAGGGGUCGUGGAAGGGCCCGGGGCUGGGGAGCAUUCAAACUUACGUGUCCGGUGAUUUUUGAAAAGCUCGUUUGAGGCCCCCAAAGGUGUAUUCUUGGGCCAGAUGAAACUAUAAACUCUGAGUGACUCAUAGACGCUGAAGGGGCUCGUCUCUAACCCCUGGGAAACCUGUGGGCCCGCGACUUGUGCGAGGCCCCCGGGGAAGUCGGAGCCAGGCUUGUUGGUCCUCGGUCCGCCUUGGGGUGGUGUUUGUGCGCUGACCGUAUUAACACUCUAGUAAAGCCAGGGUGAGCCCCGAUCACAGGACGGAGGGGGCGGAGCGGGGGAUGGACCUACGGCGGGCACAAUCGCGGGGGAUGAGCAGGCCAAGGCCCGCGCUGGGACGAGCCAGGCGCACAGAUGCACUUGUGCUGGACUGACUGCUUGCCGAGGGCGUGGCUCAUCCACAGGACACAGAUGCCUGUGGGGUGGGGGAUGUCGGCCCUGCCUCACAGCUUAGUUUUGCCUUCCGGGUCACAGCAGCGGAUAUUGUCUCUCUCAGCCCGUGUUCACCUGCCUCUCUGGCAACAAGACUGUGUUAGCGACCACCUGGGGCCUGCGUGCCUUAGCAAGUGGCCUUUGCCGUGGCCACCGUUCCUGGCCACCAAGACCAGGUGCCAGCCAUCCUGAGGACUCCCAGUGCCCCACGUGUGGCCUGAUCUCCGCAGGAGCACUGCUGAGAGCGCCCCCCCCCCCCCCCAGCAGCACGAGCCCCAGCCCUGAGCCCUGCCCACUCCCUCAGGCCCCACUGCCAUGGUCCAGACUGCCUUCCCUCAUCUUGCAACGCUUCCUGAGGAUGUGAGCCUGUGAUGCACUCUUGGGACCUGGUCCCUUCAGAAGCCCCUGCUGGGGCUGUGUCAGACAGGGUCUCGUCCUCUGGGGUCCUUCCCUGAGCAUGCUGGUUCUUGCCCUACCCAAGAGGUCCCGUUGUCCUGACACAAAGUGCCGGGCCCUGAAUUCCCUUGUUUGGACCAGAAGGUGGCACCUUCGUGGCUUUGGAGGACCCCUGCGCCCCACCCCAGCAGGUUUACCCACCGGCUAUCCUGCUCUGGGCACUGUGCUGGCCAAAGGAGUUGGCCUACUCCUAAAAUAGCCUGCCCGAGGGACCCCCCUGGAACGCGCAGGCCCAGUCUGCUCACUGGUGCCCAGGGGGCUGUGACCUCCCCUUAGGAAGGACCGUGGUGUCUGACUCCAACUUUGGAGGUCGCUGGGGCAGAGCUGCAGGGAGGGCCAUGGGGGGGGGUGGGGGGCUGGCUCAGGCCCAAACCAGCGUUUCCCCAGCUCCUGCGGUCCCACGUGGAAGCCUUUGGCAAAGAGUGUAUUUUAGUAACUGCUGCCUAACUUCUCUGUUCUAUCUGAAAGAUUCUUAUCUGGAUAAAGUUGUCUUUUGAAAUUCCAAAA